Molecule: messenger RNA, 7285 nt
Organism: Ictalurus furcatus (blue catfish)
Lineage: Eukaryota; Metazoa; Chordata; Actinopteri; Siluriformes; Ictaluridae
Gene: mki67
Product: marker of proliferation Ki-67
Exons: 15
Coding region: 445-6900 (2151 amino acids)
Biological process (GO): regulation of chromosome segregation; regulation of mitotic nuclear division
Cellular component (GO): chromosome; nucleus
Molecular function (GO): protein binding
Source: RefSeq, a predicted model, not a curated record
AGCCUUUUCCAUCGCUUCGUGCGCCGACCAAUCAGCGGUCUUCGCGCGGAAUUUCGAACUCUAUUCAAACCCGUAGUCGUUAUUAGCUACGCGGUGUUCUUCCGCCUGCAUGAAAGAAACAAAAUAGUUCCUCGCACUAGUACACAACCCGCGCACGGUUUGAGUCGAAUAUUUAAAUAUGUAUAACAUUACAUCGUAUGUAUCUGCGUUGUGUUUUAAGUAUGAUUAAAAGACGUAGGUGUAGCUACGUUGUUUGUUGUUUUGGCGGAGUGAUAUGGAUCGUGCGCUGAGCCCCGGCACACGGUGUGCACUCGUCAGAGUAAACCAGUCAGCGUUAGCCGAGGCUAAUGUCGCCUCGGUGUUUGUGUAGGUCGCGUUUUUAAGUUAUCGAUGGAAUAGGUUUCAACUUGAAGAUUUGUUUUUUAACUCAGGUAAGUAAGGAAAAUGCCUUUGCUCGGUAAAAUCGUGGUGAUAAAGAGAAACGGGACGGAUGGAACCGAGUUUCCGCUCACAGCGUCCUGUCUGUUCGGGAGGAAGCUCGACUGCGAUAUCCGGAUCCAGAUGCCACAGGUGUCCAAAGAACAAUGCAGAAUCGAGCUCAACGAGAACAAAGAGCUUAUUUUGACCAACCUGAGCUCGGUGAAUCCGACUCUCAUCAACGGUGAGACUCUGCAGCAGUCCGAGCGUUUGAAGCACGGAGAUCUAAUCACAAUUAUCGAUCGUUCUUUCAGGUUCGAGUAUCCGCCUGCGCAGACUCCGAAGAAAAAGCACUUAUCCACACCCGGUAAAGGAGAAACUGUCAAGGUCCUGCAAGACCAGCAGGUGAAGAGCACACCCGGAAGUACGGAGAAAAAGAAGUCAGAGCAUGCCAAAGACACCUGCUUGAAAGAUGGCUCCAACCUGCCUGCCUGUCCGGGCCAGAGUGUUGGAGAUCAGAGCACUGCGAGCACAGACAGCACCUUGUCUCCCUUCUCUGACCUUUACAACAUGGUCAAGCGAGAUCUGUCCACCAAACCCGUGUGGAAAUCUGCCAGUGUGUCCAAUACCCCUCUCUCGAAACAGGAACUCGAGAAGGUUUCAAGCGAGAAUGAGAAGCCGGCGACGCCGAAGUCGGCGCAGAAGAAGAGAAGAUCCUCAACCGCUCGAGCAGAGAACCUGCCUGCUCAGGUGAAGACGGCCACGCCUGUUGUUCAGGGAGAACAGAAGAGGUGCUCGGAGGGCGUCGGGACGCCCGUACCUCAGAAGAAAACCCCCCAGACGACGCCACAGAAGUUCACCACUGACCAGGUGGCCCAGCAAAUCGCCUUCGAGAGUCCGAGUACCAAGUCUCCGAGAGCCAGAAGGAGCAGCGCUUCUCAAACCCCGGAGAACCGGACCACUACCCAGAAUCCCUCAGAACCAACAGAGGCCGAAGAGGCCAAAGUGAAACAGGCCACCAGGACAUCUCCGCGAGCAAGUGCAGGAAAACGCUUUCAAGUCCAGGACGUGUCGCAGGAGGUUGUAGCCACGCCCACUUCUGAUGACACAGGUAACGACCAGAAGUCCAGUAAGAAGCACAAACGUGACGACCUGCCCCUUCCUGCAGCCAAGAGAAAACGGGUGUCCUUUGGCGGACAGCUGAGCCCUGAACUGUUCGACAAACGUUUACCGCCUGAUUCCCCCCUACGCCGAGGGGCAACCCCUUGGAGACGCAGCUUGGGGUUCUCUCAGAAAUCUCACUCUCUACUCAGACGAGCCUCCACCAUUGGCCUGAUGGGUUACCAGCUUGAAGAGGAUCUUGCAGAGAGCCCUGCCAGGAGCGCUUCACCUAAACGGGCAGCUUCCCCUGCCAAGACUCUGAAGAAGACUCCUUCCCCUGCCAAGACUCUGAAGAAGACUCCUUCCCCUGCCAAGACUCUGAAGAAGACUCCUUCCCCUGCCAAGACUCUGAAGAAGACUCCUUCCCCCGCCAAGACUCUGAAGAAGACUCCUUCCCCUGCCAAGACUCUGAAGAAGACUCCUUCCCCUGCCAAGACUGUGAAGAAGACUCCUUCCCCUGCCAAGACUGUGAAGAAGACUCCUUCCCCUGCCAAGACUCUGAAGAAGACUCCUUCCCCUGCCAAGAAGUCUCCAAGUCCAAAGGCUAAAACCCCGUCUCCUAAAAAUUCCAAGACCCCUCCACCUCCUUCAAACCCAUCAACUCCAGCAUCCUCAAGGAGGCUCUCCAACGCUUCUGCGAAGUUGCGAUCUUCUAGCGAAGAGUCCCUUCUCAAGACCCCUACGAUGCAUGGGCGAUUUUCGGUUUCCCGAAUCAGCACCCCGUCGCCCAUCCCUGAUCCUCAGAAAGAAACGAAGGAAGAACCUGUACAUGUAGAAGAAGCGCCUCGGGUACGUGCAACCCCGAGGGCCACGCUGAGAAGGAGCAGCAUGAAGGCGUCGGCUCGGAAGAGCGUGCUGAAGAGCGCGCUCGAUGUUGUGCGAUCACGGCGCAGCGGAGCUUCACGUGCUAAUUUAAAAGUCGUCAGUUCUUGGGCCGACAUCGUGAAGUUUGGACAGGCCAGACCUCAAAUGGAAGGAGACGCUAAGAAAACGACAACCAAGAGAACGGCAGUCAAGCACGCUAAAGCGAAUAAACCCAAGACGCCUGCACACCGACUGAAAGAUCACACGAGUACCGGACAUGCGGAUUCUCCAGCCAGUAUAGUCGUAGGCAAAGCCUACUUACGAUCUACUCGACUUGUUGGUGCUGCCCCUAAAGUAGUAUGCAACGUCGCCCUGUUUAAAAAGGAUAUGAAAAUGGAUGAAGAUCUUACCGGGCUAUCCGAUAUCUUCAAAACUCCGGCUAACAGUAGACGGAAGAGUGCUUUUAUAAAGCCUAGCGAGUGUCCAGCAACACCGCUUGGUGUUGAAAUGACUGAAACGUCAGUAAUGAAUACUCCUGAGGAAUCUGGUGAAAUGGUGGUGUCUCCUAUGAGCGUCGCUUCCAGUGCCGGACCUGCGCGCUACAACGCUGAAGCUGUAACCAGACUCCUCCAGGACGACCAAGGCGGAAGCGUAAUUGAAGAAAAGGAUGACUCGGCUGCCCUUCCUCCAUCCGACGUAUCCGUGGCAUUAGAUAUGUCCAGUGAAGGUCAACCCAAGAACAAGAAAGCCACGCCAGUCCAAACACCACAACGCAAACCAGAACAGGCAGAAUGUCUAACAGGAGUCAAACGACUCAUGAGAACGCCUAAGCAGAAAGCCGAGCCUGUAGAAGACCUUCGAGGCAAGUUACUCAAGACGCCCAAAGAGCCGUAUCCACCCCAGGAAGAGAGUUUGGAAGGCGUUAAAGAACUCCUCGAUACCCCUGUACGAAAGGGAACUCUCUUAGAAGACGACAUGGCUGGGGUAAAGAAGUUGACGAAGACUCCAAAAGUUAUAAACAGUCCUGUAGUGUGUGCUGUAGCCUUGAAGAGACUUGUCAAGACCCCGAAGGAUAAGACUGAGCGAGAGGAGGACUUUACUGGAGUAAAACGAUUGAUGAAGACUCCCAGGCAGAAGAAACAGCAGGUUGAGGAAGAUCUGACAGGAGUUCAGGAGAUGAUGCAAACUCCCCAGCAGAAGAAACAGCCGGUAGAGGAAGAUCUGACGGGAGUUCAGGAGAUGAUGAAAACUCCCCAGCAGAAGAAACAGCCAGUUGAGGAAGAUCUGACGGGAGUUCUGGAGAUGACGAAAACUCCCCAGCAGAAGAAACAGCCAGUUGAGGAAGAUCUGACGGGAGUUCAGGAGAUGACGAAAACUCCCCAGCAGAAGAAACAGCUGGUUCAAGAAGACUUAGGCAUUCAGCAGAUGAUGAAAACUCCUAAGCAGAAGAAACAGCCAAUUGAGGAAGAUCUGACGGGAGUUCAGGAGAUGAUGAAAACUCCCCAGCAGAAGAAACAGCUGGUUCAAGAAGACUUAGGCAUUCAGCAGAUGAUGAAAACUCCUAAGCAGAAGAAACAGCCAAUUGAGGAAGAUCUGACGGGAGUUCAGGAGAUUAUUAAAACUCCCCAGCAGAAGAAACAGCCAGUUGAGGAAGAUCUGACUGGAGUUCUGGAGAUGAUGAAAACUCCCCAGCAGAAGAAACAGCCGGUUGAGGAAGAUCUGAUGGGAGUUCAGGAGAUUAUUAAAACUCCCCAGCAGAAGAAACAGCUGGUUGAGGAAGAUCUGACAGUUGUUCAGCAGAUGAUGAAAACUCCUAAGCAGAAGAAACAGCCAGUUGAGGAAGAUCUGAUGGGAGUUCAGCAGAUGAUGAAAACUCCAAAGCAGAAGAGCCAACUGGUUGAAGAUCUGGUUGGUGUGAAGCGCUUGCUUCAGACCCCCAAGGAGAAAGGGGAGCCAGUGGAAAAUGACUUUGGAAUUGAUCAUUUGAUGAAGACUCCCAAGCAGAAAAGAGAUGAAGCGGUGCUGGGUUCCACCAUGGAUGCAGAGUUCAAGUCCAUGAGUUCUGGUGUUUUGCUUUUGGAAGAUGCCAGUGAGGAAUCUGAAGAGAAGGAAAAUAUCUGCCCGGUCGAAGAUGUGAAAAAUGAUGGAGAAGCAGCUGUUGGUCUACAGAUUGAGACGGAAGAAGGAGAAACUUCUUGCCAGGAGGUGGAAGCGUCUGUAGCUUCUCCCGAGCAAGAGGAGCAGUCGAACAGAUCCUCACCUGAUAAAAAGACCAGGCUUGGUGCUCAAGUAAGAACUGCACGGAGAUCCCAGAAGAGUCAAGAACGUCAGGUGGAUUCGGAUUCUCUGUCUGGUACGGUUGCAGGAUCUGAGGAGGAAACCAGCGCUGGUUCUGCAAAGUCUGUUCCUUGUGUGCGAGUAAGGAGAGGCAAGUCAGCCGUUGACCACCUCGAGGACGUUCCUGUACAAACUCCUGAUAGAAAAUAUACCAGAGGAAAAAUCCCCAAGGAGCAAGCCGAGGCUCAGAAACCAGCUCGUGCCUCUGCAGAGGCACUUAAACCCAGGAGAGGAAGGAAAGCCGAACGAGAUGUCAGUCCUGUUGUUGACUUGACUGCUUCCGCAGAGGUGGAAGACUCCGUGAAGACACCGGCUCCUGCUAGAACCAAGAGAGGAAGGAAAGAAAAACACGAACCGGAGAAUCCACGAAAGCCGGAAGCCUCGGUUGAGGAGGUUGGGGUGGCGUCGGAGAGUGCUGAACUUCAGCCGUCAGAAGAGACCGAGCCUCCUGUUAAGUCCAACACCAGAGCAAGGAGAGGCAGGACAACAAAGAAGGAACCAACAACGGCUGCAGAAGUUGAGGAAUCCUCAGACGCCGUAGCAGAGGUAGAAGCCGUCGUACUAGAGAGUUCUAAAAUCAAAUCCGCCGUGAAAACCAGGAGAGGCAGGCUGACAAAGAAGGAAAUGCUGAAGACCUCGCAAUUGGAGGAGUCUUGUGAACCCACCCUGACUGUCAUGGAGUCGGACGUUAAGAGCUUGGAUGCCGUCGUCGUCAUCGAGCCCAAAUUACCAGCGAUUACAGAAGAUCAAUCGGCAGCAGAAACUGUUCAAGCCAACUCAAAACCGAGGAGAGGCAGGGCAGCAAAGAAGGAAACUCCACAAGCUGAGGACACCUCUAAACCCACUUUGGAUCCUGAGGUGCCGCCUGAAGAGCGCACUCGAAUGCCUGUUGUGAAGUCUAGACGAGGAAGGAGCGCGAAUCCAGGGGCUUUGAUCAACCAGGGAGCGGCCGAUGAAUCCAACGUUGAACCUCCUGCAGUUGAAGCUGAGCCUAAACCAGAAGCUCCAGCAGUCAGGUCUGGCCGAGGUGCUGGAAACAAGCAGGUAAAGCCGCAGGUAGAGGACGGAGCUAAUGGUCCUUCUACGGAAACCAGUGCAGCAGCUGCUGUGGCGGAAGAACCAGCGAUGAAAAACGUCAGAGGAGGCAGGAGGACAAAACAGCCCAAAGCUCAGGUUUUAGAUGAUUCUCAGGACUCAGAAACCAUCCAGCAGUUGGAGGCCCCUGCAGCCAGGUCAUCCAGAGGAAAGCGCACAGCUGCUGUCAAGGAUGAACCAGACGCGCUGGUUAAAAGAGGGCGUCGCGGAGCUACUGUCGAAGCUCCUCCAGUUGUCAAGCCUAGCCGUGGUAGAAAAGCAGUGACAAAAUCUGAGCCAGAGGAAGUCUCAGAAGGUUCCACAUCAGUGGUGGGACCAAUCGAAGUGACCAGCAAUGAAACAAAGGUACCAGGGUCUGCGACUGAAGAAACGCCACUUUCAGAGGCAGACUCUAAGGCAGCAGCUAAGAGAGGAAGAGGGAGAAUCGCCAAGAAAGCCAAGGUCUCCACCAAGGACACCUCGGUCAGAGAAGCUGAAGAAGCAGCAGCUGAGGAAGAGCCUCAACAGAAGAUGUCCAGGAAGAAAAAUGAACCAGCAGCCAAAGACGAUGCAGAGACUAAGCAGUUGGUACAUCCGUCAGUCAAAGGGCGCAAAGGCAGAGGGGCAAAGGAACAAGAAGAACCGGAAAAGGAGAAGCCAGCUGCUGAAGAAAGCAUCCAACCAGUCAGGAGAGGAAGAGCGGCCGCUUCAGUAGGGUUAGAAGUAGCUGCCAGGCAGAAAAGGGGGCAGAAAAGGAGGGACCUGGAGGUUGAAGGUGACAAAAUUCCAGAUACGGAGUCCUUACCGAAGAAGAAAAGGGGCAAAGGAGCAGGUGCAGAAGCUCAAACAGAUUCAGCAGCUGCACCAGGCAGAGGGAGGAGGACGGCUGCAAAGGAGGCAGAAGAAACUUCUGUAGUGGAAGCAGAAGGAGCUCCUAAGAAUGAAGAAAAACCCGUCAGAGGUCGGAGAAAAGCAGCUCCGGAAGAUGUUCCACCUCAGGCUGAGGAUCCCAUCUCGGAGAGAACCACUCGCCGAGGAACCAGAGGUGAGAAGAAAGCCGAGACGGACGUCGCUUCUGCUCCUGCGAGACGGACGAGAAGGAAAUAAAGCACCGCUGUUGAGAUGAUGUAAAUAAUUCGCUAGUGUUAGGGGGUUUUAUAUAUCGAGACCGUUUAAUUAUCGUGGUGACUUUUGUACCGACUUGGGGGGGUGUUUUUUUUUAUUUUUUAUUUUUAUACAAUUCUUGUAAUUGUUUAACAAAAAAUAUUUUCAGAUUUAUUUUUUUAAAGCUCAAAACAUUUGGGGCAUUAAUGCAUAUUUUCCCCGCUCCUUUGUAGUCGGGGGAGUUCCUUUUAUGUACUUGUGUCCAUCAUAUGCUUUGCUUUUUUUAAAUAAUCUACAUAUUUUAAGCAUUGUUUGUAUUUGUAACUUGACCAAAAAAAAUCCUGAUAAUAAACAGUCUGAGGAUUGGAAAAUGAGUGUCAUCCAUUUU